ACAGAGAAAUUACUUGGCGAAAAUGUCAGAUUGGGGUCCGGUUUUCAUCUCCGUGGUGCUCUUCAUACUCCUUUCGCCCGGUCUGAUAUUUCAGCUACCAGGCCACACCCGGUUCGUGAACUUCGGGAACUUCCAAACCAGCGGAGCAUCGAUUUUCCUGCACUCCAUCAUCUACUUCGCCUUUAUUUGCAUCUUCCUAUUAGCCGUUCGUGUUCACAUGUACAUCGCACCUAAUCCGGGUCCUUUAUUUACUCGCGCGAGUAAGAUCCAGCAAUUUUUUCUUUAUAAUUCGAGAAUCGAUUCCAAACGUGCUAACGCCGAUUAUUGUUCGUUCCUUCCGCCUUCAGCCACUCGAUCUGCUCUUCCUUCAAAAACUCGCCGUCUGUGUUUUUUGAUAAGAUCGUCGGCGAUGGGGGACUGGGCUCCCGUUGUAAUCGGCGUGGUACUGUUUAUACUACUCUCACCGGGCCUCCUCUUCCAGCUACCGGGUAACAACCGACACGUGGAGUUUGGGAGCUUCCACACCAACGGCAAGGCCAUUGCUGUCCACACUCUUAUCUUCUUUGCCGUUUUUACUAUCCUCAUUUUAGCUGUCGGCAUCCACAUUUAUACCGGUUGAUCCGGUAAUAAACACAUACACACAUUUCCCUUCUCUCGCCUUCAUUGGUUGUGGUUGUGUAGUCUUGCUAUGGUUGUUAUUUUUGUCGUUGUUGUGAAAUUAAUGGAAUGAAUGAUUUUUCUAA
Molecule: messenger RNA, 743 nt
Organism: Magnolia sinica
Lineage: Eukaryota; Viridiplantae; Streptophyta; Magnoliopsida; Magnoliales; Magnoliaceae
Exons: 2
Coding region: 23-619 (198 amino acids)
Source: RefSeq, a predicted model, not a curated record